This is a messenger RNA of Macrosiphum euphorbiae (potato aphid), 792 nucleotides long. NCBI's taxonomy places the organism in Eukaryota, Metazoa, Arthropoda, Insecta, Hemiptera, Aphididae. The record is from the annotation of a GenBank genome assembly.
AUGAUAAAAUUAGUACCAAUAACUGACUUGUAUCGUGGUGUUAUUAUUAUCGUAGAUAAAUAUAUGGAUGUAAAUGUUCUUAAAUGUUAUUUUUGUUAUCGAUUCUACAUUCUACUAUCGUCUUGCACUCUUCCAGUACGAAAUUCUUUACCAAGGAUAGAGAGCCAUUAUUUGCGAUCACAAACCACAAGAGAAUUUAUAGAUGGUGGGAAAUCUCUAGCUGAUAUUCAUAGAGAUUAUGUAAAUUUAUGCAAGGAAAAUAAUCUUUGUUUUGCAAAAAUUGAUAUUUACUCUAGAAUUUUUAAUAGAGAAUUUAAUAUUUCAUUUUUCAUACCUAAAAAAGACCAAUGUUCACAUUGUGAAGCUUAUAAAAAUGCUGAUGAAGUGCAAAAGGUCAUGUUGGAUGAAAAUUAUCAGUUACAUUUACACGAAAAAGAACUUAGUCGAACAGAGAAAGAAAAAGAUAAAAUAUUUGCAUCAAAUACUUCAAAUAAAACAACUGUUUUAUGUUAUGCCCUUCAAGCUGUAUUACCAACUCCAAGAGGAGAAGUAUCAGUCUUUUAUUAUAAAUCUAAAUUGUCAACAUUUAAUUUUACAAUUUCCAAUAUUGUAAAGUCAUCAACAUAUUGUUAUGUAUGGCAUGAAGGUGAGGCUCACCGUGGUGUAAAUGAAAUAGGCUCUUGUGUAUUAAGAUAUCUGUCAACAGAAUGUGAUGAUCAAAAUGUUAUAUUUUAUUCUGAUAAUUGUGCUGGCCAAAACAAAAAUAAAUUUAUGAUAAGCUUAUAUUUAUAA